Cygnus atratus (black swan) is the source of this 4703-nucleotide messenger RNA. It is a transcript of the gene PPARGC1A, whose product is annotated as PPARG coactivator 1 alpha. Bases 1 to 2388 code for a protein of 795 amino acids. The record is from RefSeq and is a predicted model, not a curated record. Gene Ontology annotation, biological process: positive regulation of transcription by RNA polymerase II. The transcript has 13 exons. NCBI's taxonomy places the organism in Eukaryota, Metazoa, Chordata, Aves, Anseriformes, Anatidae. Gene Ontology annotation, molecular function: RNA binding; transcription factor binding. Gene Ontology annotation, cellular component: nucleus.
AUGGCGUGGGACAUGUGCAGCCAGGACUCUGCAUGGAGUGACAUCGAGUGUGCUGCUCUGGUUGGCGAAGACCAGCCUCUUUGCCCAGAUCUCCCAGAACUUGACCUCUCCGAACUAGACGUGAACGACCUGGACACGGACAGCUUUCUGGGGGGGCUCAAGUGGUACAGUGACCAGUCAGAGAUCAUCUCCAACCAGUACAGCAAUGAACCCGCCAAUAUAUUCGAGAAAAUAGAUGAAGAGAAUGAGGCGAACUUGCUAGCGGUUCUCACUGAGACACUGGACAGCAUCCCCGUGGAUGAGGAUGGAUUGCCUUCGUUUGAUGCACUGACAGAUGGAGAUGUGACCAAUGAAAAUGACGCUAGCCCUUCCCCAAUGCCCGACGGCACCCCUCCAACCCAGGAGGCAGAAGAGCCGUCUCUACUUAAGAAGCUCUUGCUGGCUCCAGCCAACACUCAGCUAAAUUACAAUGAAUGCAGUGGUCUCAGCACACAAAACCAUGCAAACACAAAUCACAGGAUCAGAACAAGCCCUGUGGUUGUUAAGACUGAGAAUUCAUGGAGCAAUAAAGCAAAGAGCAUUUGUCAACAGCAAAAGCCACAAAGACGUCCCUGCUCUGAACUUCUCAAAUAUCUGACUACAAAUGAUGACCCUCCUCAGACCAAACCAGCAGAGAACAGGAACAGCAGCAAAGAGAAAUGCACCUCCAAAAGGAAGCCCCAUCUGCAGUCUCAGACAAAUCACCUGCAAGCCAAACCAACAAGUUUAUCACUUCCGUUGACGCCCGAGUCACCAAAUGAUCCCAAGGGUUCCCCAUUUGAGAACAAGACUAUUGAACAAACCUUAAGUGUGGAACUCUCUGGAACUGCAGGCCUAACUCCACCUACAACCCCUCCUCAUAAAGCCAACCAGGAUAAUCCUUUUAGGACUUCACCUAAGCCGAAGUCAUCAUGCAAGACUGUUGUACCACCUUCAAAAAAGCCCCGCUACAGUGAGUCUUCCGGUUCACAAGGAAACAACCCGAUCAAGAAGGGUCCAGAACAGUCUGAGCUGUAUGCACAGCUUAGCAAGACUACAGUACCGUCCAGUGGACAUGAGGAGAGAAAGACAAAACGGCCCAGUUUGCGGCUGUUUGGUGACCAUGACUACUGUCAAUCUGUGAAUUCAAAGUCGGAAAUACACAUUAAAAUAUCCCAGGAACUUCAGGACUCCAGACAACUAGAAUUUAAGGGUUCUUCACCUGGGUGGCAGUGUCAGAUUUGUUCUUCUUUAGAACAAGACCAGUAUUUCAAGAAAGAGACUUUACAGACAAGUAAGCAGGGAUCCCUCGGUAAUAACAGAAAACAGCUCCAAGACCAGGAAAUUCGGGCUGAACUGAAUAAGCAUUUUGGUCACCCCAGCCAAGCUGUUUUUGAUGAAGAAGCAGAUAAGACCAGUGAACUAAGGGACAGUGAUUACAGUAAUGAACAAUUUUCCAAACUACCUAUGUUUAUAAAUUCAGGACUAGCAAUGGAUGGUCUCUUUGAUGACAGUGAAGAUGAAAGUGAUAAACUAUGCUACCCUUGGGAUGGGACACAAGCCUAUUCAUUAUUUGAUGUAUCACCUUCUUGCUCUUCUUUUAACUCUCCAUGCAGAGAUUCAGUGUCUCCACCCAAAUCCUUAUUUUCUCAAAGAUCCCAAAGGACACACUCUAGAUCAAGGUCCUUUCCUCAACGCAGGUCUUGUUCCCGUUCUCCAUAUUCCCGAUCGAGAUCAAGGUCGCCCUGUAGUAGAUCCUCUUCAAGAUCUUGUCACUGUUAUGAGUCCAGCCACUGCAGACACCGAGCAUACAGAAGUUCUCCCUUACGUGCAAGAUCGCGAUCCAGAUCACCGUACAGUCGCAGACCCAGAUAUGACAGCUAUGAGGAAUAUCAGCAUGAAAAGCUGAAGAGGGAAGAAUACCGCAAAGAGUAUGAAAAACGGGAAUCUGAAAGGGCCAAACAAAGAGAGAGACAGAGGCAGAAAGCAAUUGAAGAACGUCGUGUGAUUUAUGUGAGUAAAAUCAGACCUGACACAACCCGAACAGAACUGAGGGACCGGUUUGAAGUUUUUGGUGAAAUCGAGGAGUGCACAGUAAAUUUGCAGGAUGAUGGAGACAGCUAUGGUUUCAUCACCUACCGCUACACUUGUGAUGCCUUUGCUGCUCUUGAGAAUGGAUACACUUUACGCAGGUCAAAUGAACCUGACUUUGAGCUGUACUUUUGCGGACGCAAGCAAUUUUGCAAGUCUAACUAUGCAGACCUAGAUUCAAACUCAGAUGAUUUUGAUCCUGCUUCCACUAAAAGCAAGUAUGACUCCAUGGAUUUUGAUAGUUUACUUAAAGAGGCACAGCGGAGCCUGCGCAGGUAACAUGCAUCACACCAGAGGAAAACGGAGGGAUGGCGAAUACCUCACGGACAUCACGUCCUUCAAUAAUGGACAAUUAAAAAGUCAUACUUAGGAAUUUCUCCUACUUUACACUCUCUGUUCAAAACCAUGGUUUACAUGAACACAGCUGCUCGAGGAGUGAGGAGGCGGAAUGGCUAUCCAGCAAGCACACGCAUGUCCAUGGGUGUCAGCUUUGCUUUCGCGGGUGACCGGUGGCGGGGGAGCCCAGCGGUCCUCGUGCAGUUGAGGGCAAACCACAUGUCAUGGCAGCAGUUCCACAGAGAUACACUUACAAUAUAGAACUUCAAAAUGUGUACAUAGUGCAUUUUAACAAAAAAAAACAAAUUAGAAGAAAACAAAUUUGAGAACUAUGGCUGCUGAUGUCUGAGAAUCAGACACUGCAUUUUUUUUUUAAAUGAAGCUUCUUCUCACAACACAGUGAUAAUAUGACAAUCCAGAAGAAACCACAGGUCCCAGAAGUCUGCAAUGUGUUUUAGUUUUGUUUUAAGAUUUUUCUUUUCUUCUCUUUUCUGUUUUUUUCUUCUUUUUUUUUCCUUGCAGAAGAGAAAAUGAAAGGCUAAAGCUUCCCUAACAUUUUGAAGUUUCAUCUUUUAAUUCUGACACCCAUGUAAAUGUCUACAACGUUGAUCUUCCACAGCAAAGUUUUCAAAGCCUUGUUAAUGGUCAAAUGUGCAGCUUGUUCAGCGAUUUAUUCUAAUGAGCGGACGUGGUGUUACAUUAUUAAUGAGAGUUGGAUAUAACUAUCUGGGUGUGUGCACAGAUAGUUUAUUUGCUACAUUCUUUAAAGUAGUUGAGUAUUUACAGAUGUUAAAUGGAGUAUUUUUAUUUAUGUACAUACUGUAUGACAAUGGUUUUUUUUGUUACAGCUAUGCACUGUAAAUGCAGCCUUCUUUUCAAAAACUGCUGAAUUUUUCUUAAUCAAGAAUACUCAAAUGUAAUUAUAUGAGGUGAAACAAUUAUUGUACACUAACAUAUGUAGAAAGCUGAACUUAACGCUUAUAUAUAUUUGAUUGUAAAAAAAAGAGAAAAGCGUGUGGGUGAGGGUGUGCGUGUGUGCGUGUGUCUGAGUGCAAAAAUGCUUUACACACAUUCAUCCCUCCUUUGGUGAGCUUAUAUAAGAACUUUGUCAACACUUAUCCUAGCCCAAAAGGUAUUAACCACUUCUGCAGUAUUUUUCCACAUUUUUCUCAUUGCUUGAUUUUCUUUUGCAGUUUUAUACACUGAAUUUGUUAGGGAAAUGAAAUUUUCUCAUCUAAAUUUUUCUAGGAGAUACCAUAAUUUUAUGUAAAGUCUCUCAAAUGGGUAAUCGUUAAGAAAUGUUUUUAUUUUAUGUAUCAACAGUAGUUUUGGAACUAGAGGUCAAAAAUCUUUUUAAAAUGCUAUUUUGUUUUAAUUUUUGUGAUUUUAAUUUGAUAAAAAUAUGCUGAGGUACUAAGUACAGUAUGAUUUUUACAGUAAUUCUGUGUCUAAACACUGUUGUCGAAGCCAGUAAUCUUUUCAUUGGCAGAGUUUAAUGAUGGUAUUUAUCUAUAUUUUUUACAGUUAUGCAUCCUGUAUAAAUACUGAUCCUUCAUUCCUUUGUUUACUAAAGAGACAUAUUUAUCAGUUAAGAUUAUCCUAUUUAUUAUAAAUUAUGAGAUGACUAAAAUAAUAAAAGGCCAGUGGAAAUUUUAUACCUAGGAUGCAUGAUGGUUGUCAGUUUGGAGUAAGUGCUUUGUCUGGAAAUUCAGCUUUUGCAGAAGCAGUGGUUUUUUGUUUUUUUUUUUUUUUCUUCUUCUUCUUCUUUUUUACUAUGCACUAGCAUGGCCUCAGAUGUGCCCAUGACAUUGUUGCUGAUGACAUUGCUUCUGCUAAAUUAAAUAUAAACUUCAGGAAAGAAAAAAAAAAGAAAACACAACAGUAAACUACUACUAUUCUGAGCAUCAGAAUUUCAUCUGAACGUGGAGUCUCUAGACUGAAUCAGCAAAGUUUGGAAUUUGCUUGCGAAUGUAUAGAUUUGGUAUUCUAUUACUGUUUGGCAUUCAUGACUCCUCUUAAAGGUAUGGCACACCUAACUAUUUAAUCUCCUUUCCCACUCCCAAUCUUAGAAAACUGAUUCCACCCCCAUGCCAGUGCAGUUGAUUUUGAUGGCUGCAUUCAUUUUAUCACCAGCAUAUUGUGUUCUGAGAGAUUCCACUGUCUGUCCUGUCGGAUGCUUGCUUGAUUUUUUGGCUUCUUAUUUCUCAGUAGAUAGAUAGCAAUAAAAAAGAAAAAAGAAAAAAAGAAAAGAACUUUUU